UGCGUUUUGUCUUGACUUUUUUUCUAUAAUGCAGUCCAGGUGAUAAUCAUAAGUAACUAAAUACUGGGAUUUUUUUGUAUAUUAUCAAGCUUAGCACAUAACUAAAACAUUGGAUAAAUAUUUUUAAUUGAUAGAAGAUUAGGUGUUACCAUGGAUACCGAGGGCCACAAACACAGCCGAGUUGUGUUAAGCAAGCGACUGUCUUGAUUAUUUCGUAAGAAAUUUCAUCAUACAGGAUUAAAAAAAAAAAAGAGAACAUGUACAAAGUACAAUUCCCUGUUGACCAAUCGGUUGAGACUGCUGUGGAGCGGAGACAGGCUGCCGAGGCUGCACGCAAGACUCGAAUUUUCAAUACAAGGCAGCGUGUCAUGGGCCUUGACCUGGAUGCACUGCACAAACAAACGCUGGAGAAAAAACACAGCAAAGAAAUGGAGCGAGAAAGGGACAAAGAUUUUGACAAGCUGAGACUGAAGCAUGAUCAAGUGCUGUUGCAGAGAGACACGGAGGAAAGGAAAGUGCGUGAAGCUUUACACGCUGGCCUGACUCAGUACUGGAACAUCCAGCAGCGUGUGGAAGACUCGCGUGAUGCCGGUCUCAAGUGUGGCUUGAGGGGGGUAUUCGGGAUCACUAUUCCAGCGGCUGAGCUUGGGCCUUCCAGCAUGCAGACCUUUCAGGGCGAAGAUAUUGGAGCGGCACAACGGAAGAGAGAACAAAUGAAACAAACAGCAAGAGAUCUUCUGGCACAAAGGGUCCAGCAGGAGAGAAGCUGUUUUGAGGACAAGCACCGAAAGAUGCUGGCUGAGAAAGAACUGUUGCAACAGGACCACAGCUGGAGACAGCUACACAGUGCUGAGGAAAAAGGCAGAAAAGCUGCCCGGAUCGCUCUUGACCACUACAAUCAAGCUCUGGCUACCGAGCAGGCUGAGCGACUGCAGGAGUCACGUCGGAGAGAGGAGAGGGAGAAUCUUGCUGAAAAGUGGCACACAUUGACAUCCACCAUGAUGACAGAGGGUUGGGAAGCUGCCGUGAGCCAGCUGCAGAAAGGGAAGCCUGCUGCGACCGACAUGUGGAAGGGCAUCAGCCCCGAGCAGCUGAGCGCCAUCUACAGGGAAAGGGAGGCACAAUGCAUGGAGAGACAGAGAUGGCGUGAUACUGAGAAGAACCGGGAGGCAGCCUGGAAUUCUCAACUCUUGAAGGCAUCCGGUGAAGCCCGGCAAGAGGAAAAGAGAACGGCAGAACUCAGGAGAGCAAAGCGGAUCCAGGCAGACCAGUUCAACAAGCAGCUGGCCAAAGAGCAACAAGCACAUCAGCAGUAUUUGGACAAGGAUCUGUACGCCAACAAACCCACCCAGGAAUACUUCUGCCAAUUUAACACCACCUCUCGCUGAUGCUGACGCGUGACAUUGUAAUACACAAUGAAAAGUACAUAUAAUGCCAUUCUGUUUUAUGUUUUUAAAAUUAAGUUGAGUUCUGGCGGUGCGAGGUUGGCCGGUUGAUUUUUGUUUCAAUGCAAAUCCAGUAGCUCUGAAAUUGGGAAACCAUAAAAAGAUCGUGUUUCGAGCUGGUACGGGAUCAUGUCUACCAAGAUUGAAGAGCUAACGAAUCUGUAACUGCAA
Hippocampus comes (tiger tail seahorse) is the source of this 1616-nucleotide messenger RNA. It is a transcript of the gene ribc1, whose product is annotated as RIB43A domain with coiled-coils 1. The record is from RefSeq and is a predicted model, not a curated record. NCBI's taxonomy places the organism in Eukaryota, Metazoa, Chordata, Actinopteri, Syngnathiformes, Syngnathidae. The transcript is spliced from 8 exons. The coding region runs from base 258 to 1388 and encodes 376 amino acids.